Messenger RNA from Hypoxylon trugodes, 1307 nucleotides. RefSeq lists its product as uncharacterized. The coding region runs from base 219 to 1001 and encodes 260 amino acids. The record is from RefSeq and is a predicted model, not a curated record. Lineage: Eukaryota; Fungi; Ascomycota; Sordariomycetes; Xylariales; Hypoxylaceae. The transcript is spliced from 6 exons.
CGAGACAUACGACGCAAGCCACCUUAGGUUCAUCACCAUCGAAAAGGAAAAUUACCAUCAUCUGAUUGUAUCCGAAGAUGGAGUACGAACAGACUGGGCCGGCCAAGUGAAUGGAUAUAACCCUAAAUGUAUCGUCAAGAGCUGGAAAAUAUGUUCCUGGUCAAUGAAAAGUUAUUCUAUUUUGGAAUCUGAGUUACUCUAGUAUAGUGUGGAUCAGGAUGGUUCUCAUUCCGUGGGUUAAUUUAUCUUUGCUCUCUUCUGCGUGGGUAUAUGCAUAUAUUCUACCAAAUGAUGGACCGGUACAGAAGGCAAUUGUAUCAAUUACACAUGAGAGCUCCGCGGAGCCCUCCUGCCUCAGAUUGAAUCCCGAAGUCGAGAACGGGACACUCAUUGAUCAGCUGUGGAGAAACAAUUGCGAUCUCGUGGAGCAAUUUCUGGGGAAUGCUUUCUCCGUUGCUCAGGCAGAACAAACUUCUACCGGAACCUUUACGUCCUUCCACUACUAUUCUGUGCAAGAUUACUACUACUUGCUCGAGACGGUACUGCACAAGCCGUAUCUCACCGAGACCAACCCGCCUAUGUCAGAGCCGAGCCUGCGCUCAAGCAUACCUGCGGUCAUCGAUUCUACGAACAAGUCUUUUCAGGAUGCCGAAAACUUUCGCCGAAGCCUUAUUAAUGAUCUCGAGAUAUCAGAAGAUAUUAUCAAAAACGGAACUUUUCAUGCUGCUGGCUUGGGUUAUGUUAAGUGGCUCCAGGAAAAUAUUAAUCUGGGUUGGUUUGCAUACCAAGUUUCGAGAAUCCCUUGUAUUUACGGUUGGGCCGAGCUCGCAAAGAGUCUUAAUAACCGCCAAGACGUAGAUCAUUCAUCAAUAUUCUACCAAGAAUGGAUAGUCAAUAACCUAGACUGGAAUUAUGGUGCCAGUCACUCGCAAAAGCUCCAGAAAGCCGUAGAUCGUUACAAUAACAGUGAGACAUUCGAGGUUUACAAUAGGUUAUUUUGACAAGCCUUAUUAUUCGAAAUUGCUUUUUUCGAAAGUGCCAUUGGGAAGACGUCGAUAGAUAAUCUUCUUUGACGAUCCAUGGUUACCCUCGACGAUCGAGUGGUGGGAUCGACGGUACGGGCCGUGGCCCGCUUACCUUAUUAGGUUAAUAUGAGCUGCCUUGUUUGCAUGGUGGAUAUUGAACACGUCUUGAACCCUCAAUCUCUCGACUGAAGACGUCCUUCUCAUAUGUGAGUUAGCUAAUAUUUGAUAGAGUUACACGUAAGCGUAUAUGAAAUCACAGUUAGGGUUAUAUUGCAACUUGAU